UUUAAGGACGUGUUUUAAAAUUAUCUGUCACAAAAAAUGUCUAACAAAAUUACCUUUGAUGCCGCUUCCAACAUUUGGCGUGGUCCUGAGCUAGAAAAACGUCCCUAUGGAUCCAAAGGAGUCGGAGAAGUUGUUUUUGAGGCACUUUUGCAGGAUUUGAAGCACAUUUGUCAAAUAAGCGACGAUUCCGGUGAAAUUUACACAAAUGAACGGAUGUUGAAGGAAGCGAUCAGCGUUGCGAAUGGCUUGAGAGCUAAAGGCAUCAAGAAAGGUGACACAAUCGUCAUUUUGAUGCAUAAUCAUCAUUAUUUGUUGCCCAUUUGGGUGGGAUGUGUGUUCGCUGGAGCCGUUUUAUGUCCAAUUUAUUUCGGUGAUAGCUCUGUAAAAGGUGAGUUAUGUGAAUUGAUGGGACAAGUUCAACCGAAAAUGAUGAUCACGUCACAUUUGGAUGCCAUUGAGAUGUUCCAAGGUGUCUUCAAGCAAAUUGGAAUCGAUUGUCCGAUAUAUAUUUAUGAGAACGCCGUUGAAGGAUGUCAUGAUUUUAAGCCUUUCGUAGAAAAUUACUUCAGCAGUUUCGAUAGUUUUAAGCCUGAAACGAUUGAUAACCCCGAUAACGAUUUAUUUGUGAUUGUCAUGUCGUCAUCUACAACCGGCAAGCCCAAAUUAAUCAACUCUACUCAUUCGCAAUUGCUUUAUCAGACCGUUGUACCAUUUUCAAAAAUUGUCAUUGCCUCCACAAUGCAACCAGGAUGGCAUACAGAGUUCGUUCUUUCUUUCAUUGUCCUCAUCAAACAUUGCACGAAAGUUAUGCGAGCCUUUUUCACCAUUGAUGAGUUCCUCAAGAUGCUCGAAAAGUACAAAGUCCAAGUAGUUUACAUCAAUCCGCGAAACAUUUUCCAAAUGCUCAAGAGUGAAACGCUCAAAAGCGUAAAUUUGGAAAAUUUACUCUUCACAGGUUGCGUCGGUCAACAUAUGAGUGCUAAAAUGGCGAGUGAACUCCAGUCUUAUUUGCCCAACGGAGUCAUCACAUCAAUUUAUGGUAUUUCCGAUAUUGGCGGUGCAAUCACGGAACCCAGCGAUCUAAAAGGCCACGUGCAUCAACUUGUGGGAAAAGUUCGACGUGGCUUAGAAAUCGUUGUUUUAGAUGAAAAAGACACAAAAUUAGGACCGAAUGAGGUCGGCGAAAUAGGAAUUCGUGUACCUUUGUGUCCAUUCCCCGGAUAUUACAAGAACGACAAGUUGACGAAGGAAAGUGUCACAUCCGAUGGAUUUUAUCGCUCGGGAGACUUGGGAUACGUCGAUGUUGAUGGGAAUGUUUUCUUGGUUGAACGCAAAAAAUACAACAUUCCAUACCGUGGCAAGUUGAUAAAUCAGGGUGACGUUGAGAGAAUUAUUUUGGAAAAUGUCCAAGGAGUUGCCGGUGUUUGUGUCGUUGAUGUAGAAAGCGAUGAACAUGGAAUGCUUGUUUAUAUCGCUAUAAUUCUAGAAAAGGGAGUUGAGAUGAAAGAGUCUGAUGUGAUUGAAACUGUCAUGAAACAUCAUCCUUUUGAGUUUGAGACCAAAGUUUUCUUCUUUGACGAAUUGCCGAUGACCAUUUCCGCAAAAUACAAGAAACAUCUCGUUCGGGAGAUGAUCAUGAAGAAAAUGGCUCAACAAUAAAUACACGAGAUUUUUUUUUUUGUACUUGAGUUUAUAAAAAAAAUGUUGAUGAAAAAAAUUUUCAGGUCAAAAAUAUUGGCUCAAAAUUUGAAAUAUUCAAAAUAAAAAAAAAGUUUCGAGAAGAAAUUUCCAAAAAUAAAAAAUACAUAUUUGAAAAAUUAUAAAAAUAUAAUUCUAAAUUUUUUUGUGAUUGUAAAAAACUAUAAAUUGUUAAAAAAAAAAUAUUUUUUUUUGUAUCUACUUUAAAAAUUUUUCAUUACUUUUCGUAUACAUUUAAAUGUAAAUCGA
Culicoides brevitarsis is the source of this 1947-nucleotide messenger RNA. RefSeq lists its product as uncharacterized. Gene Ontology annotation, biological process: fatty-acyl-CoA biosynthetic process; long-chain fatty acid metabolic process. The record is from RefSeq and is a predicted model, not a curated record. NCBI's taxonomy places the organism in Eukaryota, Metazoa, Arthropoda, Insecta, Diptera, Ceratopogonidae. Gene Ontology annotation, molecular function: long-chain fatty acid-CoA ligase activity. The coding region runs from base 37 to 1659 and encodes 540 amino acids. The transcript is spliced from 4 exons.